Messenger RNA from Mucor mucedo, 1298 nucleotides. RefSeq names its product guanine nucleotide binding protein, alpha subunit. The record is from RefSeq and is a predicted model, not a curated record. Gene Ontology annotation, molecular function: G protein-coupled receptor binding; G-protein beta/gamma-subunit complex binding; GTP binding. Gene Ontology annotation, biological process: G protein-coupled receptor signaling pathway. The coding region runs from base 173 to 1234 and encodes 353 amino acids. Gene Ontology annotation, cellular component: heterotrimeric G-protein complex. The transcript is spliced from 5 exons. NCBI's taxonomy places the organism in Eukaryota, Fungi, Mucoromycota, Mucoromycetes, Mucorales, Mucoraceae.
CUCCCCUCUAGAAAUGCCUGCUCUCUCUUUCUCUCUUUCUCUCUUGAUUUUUGUUUCUUCUUUCUCUUUGUUUUUUCUUUUUUUUUUUUGAAAGAAAAAAAUAUAUAUAAAUUCUUGUAGUAUACCAAAAAAAAAAAAAAAAGAAAAACCCUCUUCUAUUAUAUAAACAAAUAUGGGUUGCUGUCAAUCCAAUGAAGUGCACGACGGAAAAGCUCGUACACAAGAAAUCGAUGAUCAAAUCAAACGAGAUAAACUAAACAUGAGAAACGAAGUCAAGAUGUUGUUGCUAGGUGCUGGUGAGUCUGGAAAAUCCACGAUUCUAAAGCAAAUGAAAUUGAUUCAUGACGGUGGCUAUUCUCGAGAUGAACGGGAAGCCUUUAAAGAAAUUAUCUUUUCCAAUACCGUACAAUCUAUGAGAGUCAUCCUGGAAGCCAUGGAAAAUAUGGGUGUCGCUUAUGCACAACCACAAAAUAGACAUCAUUCAACUGUCGUUCUCGAUCUGCCUUCUCAAAUAGAACGUGAAUCGCUUCCUGCAGAAGUCACUCUUGCCUUGAAAUCUCUAUGGAAAGAUGAGCAUUUAUUAAGUGUAUUUGAUCGAAGCAGAGAGUACCAAUUGAACGAUUCUGCAAAAUACUAUUUUGAUUCAAUCGAUCGUAUUGGCGACGUCAAUUAUGUGCCUACAGAUCAAGACGUUUUGCGUUCUCGAGUAAAGACAACAGGUAUCACAGAAACCACCUUUGUGAUUGCCGAUCUGACCUACCGCAUGUUUGAUGUGGGAGGUCAAAGAUCCGAGCGUAAGAAAUGGAUCCAUUGUUUCGAGAAUGUGACAGCCAUUAUUUUCUUGGUUGCUAUCUCCGAAUACGACCAAGUUCUUAUUGAAGAUGAAACAGUGAAUCGUAUGCAAGAGGCCUUGACCCUGUUUGAUUCAAUUUGCAACUCGCGUUGGUUUAUCAAGACUUCCAUCAUCCUGUUUCUUAACAAGAUUGAUAUAUUCAAGGAAAAACUGCCGAAGCAUCCAUUAAAGGACAGUUUUAGCGAUUUCCAUGAGCCAGAAACUUAUGUUGCUGCUAGCAAUUAUAUAUUGAACCGAUUUGUGUCACUGAAUCAGUCUGAUUCUAAACAAAUCUACACUCAUUUUACCUGCGCAACAGAUACACAACAGAUCAAAUUUGUCAUGUCUGCUGUCAAUGAUAUUAUUAUCCAAAAUAAUUUGCGUGAUGUUGGUCUUUUAUAAACCUUUUUGCUUAUUUACUAUUACUAUUACACUAUUAUUAUUUAUAAACUUAAUGUAUAUUUUU